This is a messenger RNA of Penicillium salamii, 1038 nucleotides long. NCBI's taxonomy places the organism in Eukaryota, Fungi, Ascomycota, Eurotiomycetes, Eurotiales, Aspergillaceae. The record is from the annotation of a GenBank genome assembly.
AUGUCAAACCAUUCCAACGUUCCAUCUUCUGAGGAAUUGCGAGAGUACUAUGAGAGUCUGCCUGCUCAUUGGUCCGGAGCAGAUCCGUCCCAAUUCGUCGGAGUCAACCACCCUUACUGCACAGAGCCUCUAGUUCCACCCUGUGUCCUGACCCCAAUCAGUCUGCCGGAUAGCAGUUUCCGCCCAAGUCCAGCACUCAGUCACCCAGAAGACUACCAAGACUAUCAAUACAGCAUCAAUGACUCCAUCCCCGGCUCCCAAGGGUUGGGAAUCUCAGCACCAUUCCCAAAUGAAUUCCCUCGGGCUUCAGCCCCGACAUCAAACUAUCUCUUUGCUCCAGUACCAGGCGACGCCCAUCAUGGGAUGACCCAAACACCUAACCAGUCCCCCCAGGGCCCACCCUCACACAAGCGCGCCAAACGCCAAUCUUCUGGGUCAUCUUCGCGCGAGCCACAUGCUCAUACGCCAGUCAACAUUCUCCCGGAUCCCGAGGGCGUUAUUAAAAUGGAGAAAGAUCGACAGAACCCCCAGCCAAUCAACAUGCCCCCUAAGCCACGAGCUCCUGGGCGUGGGCGUCGGGACCCUCAAGCAGAAGAGGAAGAUGCAUUCGUUGAAAAUUUGCGAAACGACAACGUGGCUUGGAAAAAAGUCCGCGAAGAAUUUCAACAACGAUUUCAAAAAGAUGCCUCCGAGGCUCGCUUGCAGAUGCGCCUUCUUCGCCGACAGAGAGAGCGUUUGACGCGCUGGGACUCUUCAGAUGUCCAAAUCUUAAUUAAGGCCCAUGAUCUGUGGGAAAAGGAGAAGUAUCACUUUCUAUCAAACAAGAUUAAGGAACUUGGUGCUACCAGAUCAUACUCGCCUGACCAGUGCAGGACACAAAUUCGGCUUUUGGAGACAAAACAACACCAUAGGGAUCGAAUUAGUGCUUCACCAUCUGCCCUGUCUGAUCCUGUUCCCAUGACGCCUCAUUUGUCUCGAAAAAGGCAACGGGCACAGUCUUUUGAAUCGGAGUUCGAUAUCGAGGGAUCUUUCUUCUAA